UCUGUUCUGUUGUAGCCACAUCAUGGAGCAUUUAGAAGGGGUGAUUGAACAGCCAGAGUCGGACAUGACGCCUCAAGAGCUGCAGCUUCACUAUUUCAAGAUGCACGACUACGAUGGCAACAAUCUGCUGGAUGGACUCGAGCUCGCCACUGCCAUUACUCAUGUUCAUAGAGAGGAAGGAGGAGAUGAUAGCCAGCCAAUGAAAGAAGAGGAUCUCAUCAACCUCAUUGAUGACGUCCUCCGAGACGAUGACAAAAACAAUGAUGGCUACAUCGACUACGCAGAGUUUGCCAGGUCUCUGGAGUGAAAGACGAGAGGAAGCGCCGCUGC
Molecule: messenger RNA, 330 nt
Organism: Sinocyclocheilus grahami
Lineage: Eukaryota; Metazoa; Chordata; Actinopteri; Cypriniformes; Cyprinidae
Gene: mcfd2
Product: multiple coagulation factor deficiency 2, ER cargo receptor complex subunit
Exons: 3
Coding region: 23-307 (94 amino acids)
Molecular function (GO): calcium ion binding
Source: RefSeq, a predicted model, not a curated record